This is a messenger RNA of Clupea harengus (Atlantic herring), 4044 nucleotides long. RefSeq names its product glutamate ionotropic receptor AMPA type subunit 2a (gene gria2a). The record is from RefSeq and is a predicted model, not a curated record. Lineage: Eukaryota; Metazoa; Chordata; Actinopteri; Clupeiformes; Clupeidae. Gene Ontology annotation, molecular function: signaling receptor activity; ligand-gated monoatomic ion channel activity. Gene Ontology annotation, biological process: monoatomic ion transport. Gene Ontology annotation, cellular component: membrane.
GCAAAGGAGGCGAGAGCGAGAAACCCGCAUCAGUGCGCGAUUCUUCCCCCGCAUCGCCCGCUCCCUAGCUCCUGUCAUUCGUCUUUAAGGGCUCAUAGGUCUCUUCACCUUAGCGAGGAACUUGGUUUUUUCCCGUCUCUGUAUGAUGAGAAGUCGGGUCCAUGGGACGAGGGCUAUUUUAUAACCAGUGAAACGCUGGAUGGUGGAUGUCGUAGCGCCUUUUGGAAAUGCAAAAGACGAUGAAUCUUCCGUGCUGGCUAUUGCCCGUACUGUGGGGGAUGUCGUUUGGUGGAUCUCCAAGCGUUCAGAUUGGGGGUCUGUUCCCUCGAGGCGCAGAUCAAGAAUACAGCGCUUUCCGGAUCGGGAUGGUUCGGUUCGGCACGGCCGAGUUCCGACUGACACCCCACAUAGACAACCUGGAGGUGGCCAACAGCUUCGCCAUCACCAACUGCUUCUGCUCUCAGUUUUCCCGCGGGGUGUAUGCCAUUUUUGGGUUCUACGACAAGAAGUCGGUGAACACCAUCACAUCGUUCUGCGAGACGCUCCACGUGUCGUUCAUCACGCCAAGCUUCCCUGCCGACGGAUUCAACCAGUUUGUGCUGCAGAUGCGUCCGGACAUCAAGGGCCCGCUCAUCAGUCUCGUGGAGUACUACAAGUGGGAGACGUUUGCCUAUCUGUAUGAUGGUGACAGGGGUUUGUCAACGCUGCAGGCAGUCUUGGACACAGCAGCGGAGCGUAAGUGGCAGGUGACGGCGAUAAACGUGGGCAACCUGAAGGACGAGAGGAAAGACGAGGCUUAUCGCUCGCUCUUCCAGGACCUAGAGAACAAGAAGGAGAAGAGGGUCAUCUUAGACUGUGAACAGGACAAAGUCAAAGACAUCAUGGAGCAGGUUAUUACGAUCGGUCGUCAUGUGAAAGGCUACCAUUACAUCAUCGCUAAUUUUGGGUUUCUGGAUGGUGACUUGUCCAAGAUACAGUAUGGUGGAGCCAAUGUGUCAGGCUUCCAGAUUGUUGACUUUGAUGAUCCAAUCGUGGCGAAGUUUGAUCAGCACUGGGAAACCCUGGAAGAGAAAGAGUACCCAGGUGCUGACAGCAGGAUCAGGUACACCUCUGCGCUGACUUACGAUGCGGUGCAGGUGAUGACAGAGGCCUUCAAGUUCCUGCACAAGCAGCGUAUAGACCUCACCCGCCGCGGGAACAACGGAGAUUGCCUGGCCAACCCUGCAGUGCCAUGGGCCCAGGGGGUGGAGAUCGAACGAGCUCUCAAACAGGUCCGUGUGGAUGGACUGACUGGGAAUGUCCAGUUUGACCAGUAUGGGAAGAGAGUGAACUACUCUGUUAAUGUGAUGGAGCUGAAGAACAGUGGACCAGUCAAGAUCGGUUACUGGAAUGAGGUCGACAAAAUGGCCGUGACCAAAUCAGACUCAUUCUCCAAUGACACUAUGGGCAUAGAGAACAAGACUGUUGUAGUGACAACCAUUCUGGAAGCACCAUAUGUGAUGCUAAAAAAGAAUUCUGAGCUAUUUCUGGAAAAUGAGCGCUAUGAGGGCUAUUGUGUGGACCUGGCUGCGGAGAUUGCAAAGCAUUGUGGGUUUAAGUAUGCGCUGAGGAUUGUGGGGGAUGGGAAGUACGGUGCCCGAGAUGCUGAGACAAAGAUCUGGAAUGGAAUGGUGGGAGAGUUGGUAUAUGGGAAAGCAGACAUAGCGGUGGCUCCCCUGACCAUCACACUGGUCAGAGAAGAGGUGAUCGACUUCUCCAAGCCCUUCAUGAGUCUGGGCAUCUCCAUCAUGAUCAAGAAGCCUCAGAAGUCAAAGCCGGGUGUAUUCUCCUUCCUGGACCCGCUGGCCUAUGAGAUCUGGAUGUGCAUCGUGUUCGCCUACAUCGGCGUGAGCGUGGUCCUCUUCCUGGUCAGCCGCUUCAGCCCGUACGAGUGGCACAUCGAGGAGCUGGAGGACGGACAGCUCGGCCAGAGCGAGUCCACAAACGAGUUUGGGAUCUUUAAUUCUCUCUGGUUCUCUCUGGGUGCCUUUAUGCAGCAGGGAUGCGAUAUUUCGCCAAGGUCUCUUUCAGGGCGUAUAGUGGGUGGUGUGUGGUGGUUCUUCACCCUCAUCAUCAUCUCCUCCUACACGGCCAACCUGGCUGCCUUCCUGACGGUAGAGCGUAUGGUGUCCCCCAUAGAGAGUGCUGAAGACCUGGCCAAGCAGUCGGAGAUCUGCUACGGAACCCUGGAUGCGGGAUCCACCAAAGAGUUCUUCAGGAGGUCUAAGAUUGCCCUCUUUGAUAAGAUGUGGCAGUACAUGAAGAGUGCUGAGCCCUCUGUAUUUGUGAAAAACACGGUAGAGGGGGUCAUUCGGGUCAGGAAAUCCAAAGGAAAGUACGCCUACCUGCUGGAGUCCACCAUGAACGAGUACAUCGAGCAGCGGAAGCCGUGUGACACCAUGAAGGUCGGGGGGAACCUGGACUCCAAAGGAUACGGCAUCGCCACGCCCAAAGGAUCAGCAUUAAGAAAUGCGGUAAACCUUGCAGUGCUUAAACUCAAUGAACAAGGCCUGUUGGACAAAUUGAAAAACAAAUGGUGGUACGACAAAGGAGAGUGCGGCAGCGGGGGCGGCGAGUCAAAGGAGAAGACCAGCGCCCUGAGCCUGAGUAACGUGGCCGGGGUCUUCUACAUCCUGGUGGGCGGCCUGGGGCUGGCCAUGCUGGUGGCCCUGGUGGAGUUCUGCUACAAGUCGCGCGCCGAGGCCAAGAGACUGAAGAUGACCUUCACAGAUGCGAUGCGUAGUAAAGCCAGGCUGUCAAUCACGGGCAGUAUGGGGGAGAAUGGAAGGGUGCUGUCGCCAGAUUUCCCCAAAGCCGUCCACAGCGUCCCAUACAUACGGCCUGGCAUGGGAAUGACACUCAGCAUGAGUGACCUGUCCUGAGUGCCUUACACACACACACACACACACACACACACACACACACACACUCACACAUAUCAUAUGUUCAAAAACUACACACGCACACAAUACAAAUACAGGAAUAAAACUGUACAUAACUCUCACACAAUGCAGACAACUUACAAAUUUACAGCUAAUCACACACCCACAAACUCUGUAUCCACGCUUUGUACAUACACUUUCACUCACUUGCACACACUCUCACACACACACACACACACACACACACAAAGUUUUCUUCAUUUUUAUCAGACACCUUUGAGAUUGCUGACAUCAUUAUUUGCCUGCACUGAAUCUCAAAUUGACACGCCUGUUUCCAUAGCGACCCAUGGAGAGUUCCAGAUUCAGAAUGACACAAGCACACUUUUGCACCAUCUGCAUUCAGUUAUGACUUUUUCAAAUAACACUCAGAUAUUCCUACAUACAAUUAGCAUAUUUAAAAAAAUAUUUUCCAAAAAAGCUUUUCAAUGAAACUGCUUCCAUUUUGUUGAACAAUUAUCUGCAUUGAGAAGGCUUACAGUCUUAAUGUGUUAAAAAAGUCAAAAUGGUUCAUACUGAUGUAAUGUAGGUGAAAUGUUUUAGUAGUCUCAUUUAUUACUGUUAUUAUAUGAAGACAACAUCAUGUAUAUAUUUGGUUUAUAUGAUGUUAAUGUGAACAAAACACUGCUUGACAUGUACCAGAAACUUUUUUUGUUCUAUUUUCCUGUUUUCAUUUCUAGAAGUGUCAAUGUUUUCUUGGAUCUUCUUAUGUCCCAUCAAGGAUGCUGGCAGUAGUUUUAUAGAUUUAAACAUUUAAUAGAUAUUAAAAUACUUACACAUGUUUACACAUAACAAAUGCAAGUGGCCAUGUAGGUUCUACAAUUAAUAAAUAAUGUAACAAAUAGACUUCUAUAUCAAUAUAUAAUAAAUAUAGAAAUAAAUGUUUAAUACCCAGAGAGACAGAAUUAUGCCAAAUCACAGAGUGCCAAAACCUGCAGGUAUCUGACGAGUAUGGAGCUCCACCAUCUGAGUGACUGGAUGUCUGAGUGGCCAAACACACACACACACACACACACACACACUUAUGCAUGAACGCACAUAUACAUACAAACACGCACACAUACAC